AUGGUAACGAUGCGCGACGACUGUUUACUUCCCUCCGUCAAGGUCAACGACGUUCGCUCUGCAGCCGCACGACCACCGCUGCUGCUUGACCCUUUUUUGUUUCAAAUCGGAGGAGCUUUCCCACUCCAUGAGGAUGACUGCAAGACGCUGCAACCGGAGACGGUACAGGAGAUUGUCGUCAUCCAGUGGGCUCUGACCCAUUGGAAUCAGAAUCCCGCCAACCACAAUGCCAAAUUAGGACUAUACGCAGGAGAUACCUGUUCUCGAGCUCAGGAAGCGCUCUCACAAUCGUUACGAUUUCUCGACUCGGUCGGAUAUCACGAGCCGAAGGAAUGUCGGACGGAAAACGCUGGAGCUAAGCUGCUCGGUUAG
Molecule: messenger RNA, 372 nt
Organism: Ostertagia ostertagi
Lineage: Eukaryota; Metazoa; Nematoda; Chromadorea; Rhabditida; Trichostrongylidae
Source: the annotation of a GenBank genome assembly